AUGAAUGAACAAGUAAAACCGGAAUUUCCCAUAGAAAUUGACCGACGAUUAGAAGCUCAAUGCGAACGUCGCAAAUCAGUUCGUUUCAGCCGAUUCGAAAAAGUGUACUACACGCAUCCAGCGAACAUUUAUGACCGAUCCCCGAUCCACCGAGAGUCGUCGUGGAAUUAUUAUAAGCAGCAGCAUCAAGCUCAUGUUCCGAUUGCCUCUCAAGAACAUGAAUUGACGCGAUCGGUUGGAGUUCCGGUCACUGUAAAUAUGUCCGGAAUAAUAAGCACGCCGGUCCAAACGAUUGCUGCACCACAUCAUCAUUAUUCGCAACCACAUCAUCAUUAUUCGCAACCACAUCAUCAUGUUAUGCCUACGUCACUUUUAACGACGGCAUACACGCAACAACCGAUAAUAGGAAAUUAA
Messenger RNA from Ambispora leptoticha, 414 nucleotides. The record is from the annotation of a GenBank genome assembly. Lineage: Eukaryota; Fungi; Glomeromycota; Glomeromycetes; Archaeosporales; Ambisporaceae.